GAGUCUCUUCUCGUGAACUCAGGAACCCUGAUAAUGUUCGGAUGGUGUUGACGAUACAGCCUCUGUGAGUCUCUGUCGACCUCUUAUUCUCGUGAAUUACUCGUUAUUACCGUUGAAAAUUGCAAAUUCAGCAAUACAAUGAAGACAGGAUAAAUUCCACAAUGGACCGUACCACCCAGAAUCCCCGCUGGUCGCGUCCCGCGUCUUCCUCCCGGGAACCCUCCUCCUCCGACUUCCCCUCGCUGCCUUCGCACACUGCGGCCGUCCCCGCCUUCCUCGGCCCCCACCAUGCCAUCUAUCCACCCGACCACCCUCCCGCCCACUACCCCGAGGUGCAUAGCUACGCCCAGGCCGCGGCGCACCCCCCGGAGGCGCCCCCGGCCCCCCUCGCGCCCCUGCCUCCGCCGCCCCCGGAUUUUCUGGAUUUCCCCUUUUUAAAGGAUCCCCGGACCGUGGAGUAUCUGCAGCAGCGCGGCCCCCGCCUGAUGAUGAUCCUGCGGGGAUGUCCGGGCAGCGGGAAGUCUCUGAUCACUGGCGAGGUGCAGCGGGUGCUGGGGGAAGGGGUUGCCGUGCGCGUGGCCUCGGCGGAUGAUUUCUGGCGGCGCAAUCCGGCGAGGGAGUACCGGUUUGAGCGGGAGCGGCUGCCGGAGGCGCAUGAAUGGUGCCGGAUGGAGUGCGAGCGUUUUUGCAGUGUGGACCACGCGCAGCUGGUGAUCGUGGACAACACCAACAUUGAAUUCCGCGAAUUCCAGCCCUACCUCCGUCUGGCCCACCGUCACGGCUUCGCCACCCUCCUGGUGGAACCGCAGACCCCCUGGCGGUACGACGCCGGUGUCCUGUUGAAGAAGAACGUCCACGGCGUGGACCGGGAGACCAUCGAACGCCGGUUGAAGCGCCUACAGGAACGCUUCGUCUUCCCCAUGUACUACGGCUGGUUUCUGACGCCCAGCGACUCCCUGGAGCUGCUGGCGCUGGCCGUUAAGCUGGCCAACAGUAUGCUGCGGGUGGAGGAAGUGCGGCGCUAUGUCGAGGGGCAACGCGGGAGUUUAUUCGCGCGACUGACGGCCACGCCCGAGGAGGAGCAGAUGGAGUGGCCGUUGCGGCGAGAUCUGUACCAUGUCACGGCCUGCUACACGCAGUAUGGAAAACGACCGGGUGUCCAGACCUACGCCACGAGCGACGCAGUACAGAAAGCGAUGGGGAAAGUGUUCGAGCUGGAGAUUGUCGGCUUGCUGAUCACGCCGCAGACCGUGUCGUUCCGGGUGAUUCUGGACGACGAGCAGCUGCCGUUGUGGAAUCCGGAGGUGGACAACAAGUAUGCGGGAUUGCCGGUCGGGAGUCGCGCGCAUAUUACCGUGCAGACGGCCGACGGGGUGGGCGCGUAUGUCGCCGGACGGGAUAUGAUGCAGCUGGUUUUAACAGCCUGUUCGGCUGUUGCAGUGGAAUUUGUGAAUAACCAAACGUCCGAGACGAUGUCUGACGUGGACGCCGGGUUGGUGGUGAAUUAUCCCGCCGAUUUCUGGUAUCUCAACCUGAAUCAGUCCGUUAAGAUGCCGGCGCUGUUUGCGCCGUUCUACUGCCGCGAUGAAGAGAGUCGCCGGUCGACCGCCACCCCGCCGUCGGCCGGGAAGGGCGACGGACGGACGCGACGACCCCCGGUAGAAUCGUCGUCAGGCUCGUCGGAAGAACGGUCCGGUGGAUGGUAAAUACUGGAUUAUUUUUGGGAUCAGGAAAAGCAAUGGAUUUUUGCAGUAUUUGGAUUUUUUACUGGAAGAAUUGUCGAUGAUUUUGUUGGGAUAAAGCAGUGUGCCUUUUUGUAUUGUGGAUUGAUGCACAAAUUUUUAGUGGAUGCUGUAAUAGUUUUGGCCUUUUAUUUCCCGGUCGGUGUGACAGAUUGAUAAGUUGGUAUACUUUUGUUGAUUAUUUUAUACGUAAUUAAGUACGCCGAACGGUGAUUUUAAAAGUGAUGAGAAUUGAUGAGAGAUGUCUUAAUUUAAGUGAAAUUACUCAGCGCCUUUUUUGCAUGCUCAGUUUCUACGACCAACUGCAUAAUAAAUUA
Molecule: messenger RNA, 2059 nt
Organism: Paramacrobiotus metropolitanus
Lineage: Eukaryota; Metazoa; Tardigrada; Eutardigrada; Parachela; Macrobiotidae
Product: 2',3'-cyclic-nucleotide 3'-phosphodiesterase-like
Exons: 5
Coding region: 162-1706 (514 amino acids)
Biological process (GO): cyclic nucleotide catabolic process
Cellular component (GO): cytoplasm; membrane
Molecular function (GO): 2',3'-cyclic-nucleotide 3'-phosphodiesterase activity
Source: RefSeq, a predicted model, not a curated record